AUGGCGACGACCGGCGAGGGCGAGCCCCCCGCCCUGUUCUUCGGCGCGCCUGUCGCAGCGGCGAGCCUCGCCGAGCAGAGGAGGACCGCCAGAGGAUCAGGCGAGGAGGCGGAUCUGCCGAGCCCUCCCGGCCAGAGAGUCUGCCGAGAGCUGCCUGUCGUCGACGAGCGCCAGAGGAUCCCGUACUGCGCGGGCCCGAGCCAUUUCGGCAGCGAGCCAGCUGGGCCCACGCGCCCGGAGGAGGCGCCCGCCUGGGCCCGCCCCAGUCACGCCGGGAGGUCGCUGUCGGCGAGGAGGGGCAGGUGA
Molecule: messenger RNA, 306 nt
Organism: Prorocentrum cordatum
Lineage: Eukaryota; Dinophyceae; Prorocentrales; Prorocentraceae
Source: the annotation of a GenBank genome assembly